Molecule: messenger RNA, 491 nt
Organism: Xenopus laevis (African clawed frog)
Lineage: Eukaryota; Metazoa; Chordata; Amphibia; Anura; Pipidae
Gene: tomm7.L
Product: translocase of outer mitochondrial membrane 7 homolog L homeolog
Exons: 3
Coding region: 56-223 (55 amino acids)
Biological process (GO): protein import into mitochondrial matrix
Cellular component (GO): mitochondrial outer membrane translocase complex; mitochondrial outer membrane
Source: RefSeq, a predicted model, not a curated record
GGAAAUAGCAGAUCUUAUCAGCUUCCUUCCGCUUGCAGCUGUUCUCCUUGCAGCCAUGCCCGAACUCAGCAAAGAAUCCAAGCAGCGCCUGCAGAAAGUCUUUAAAUGCGGACAGUUCACCAUCCGCUGGGGCUUUAUCCCAAUGGUCCUGUAUUUAGGAUUUAAAAGAGGAGCAGAUCCAGGAAUGCCAGAGCCCACCAUACUAAGUUUACUUUGGGGAUGAGGAACUUCCAUACGAGAAAAGAAACGUUUCCAAAAUCCUCAGCGGUCACGGCUUUAAAGAGGAUGUGGCGUAUAUUAUAAAUAGGACUUCUUGAGAUGUGCUGUGAUAAGGCAAAGUGAAGCUAAUUUUGCUAAAUACUUUUCCAUUUAGCAAUGCAUUGUGAAAGCGUCUUGAGGUGCAUUCAGUUCAUACGGUCCAAAUUAAUGUAACUACAUCUUGAAAAGAGAAAUUCCUUUUUUUGUUUUAAAUAAAAAUAUUUAAAAUCUCA